Molecule: messenger RNA, 774 nt
Organism: Brenthis ino (lesser marbled fritillary)
Lineage: Eukaryota; Metazoa; Arthropoda; Insecta; Lepidoptera; Nymphalidae
Source: the annotation of a GenBank genome assembly
AUGUGUUCUAGAUGGACUGGUCCCUCGGUACAGCUGGAGUCGAGCAGGGAAUGCAAUCAUCAUCUUAGGGGACUACAGGUUCAAAAAGAGAUCAAAACAUAUAAAUCAAAAACAAGAAACUCACUGGAAUGUCCAUCGGACACUGAAGAAGAGCGAUAUCAAGAAAGAGAUACGGAUGAAGAAGACGAAGUUAAUGAAAACAAAAGCAUAAAUCAAGAAGACGAAGACGACGAUGAGAAUUAUGAAUAUUUAUUAAAAACUGGUGACACUUUCAAGUCUUUUGAAAAAUUAGAGAAAAUAAUAGACAGAUUUCAGAGAAAAACAUAUGCUUUAUAUUAUCGACGAGACGCAAUAACUAUUAGACGAUGCAGCGAAAGAGGAAUAAAAAAACCUAUCAAAGAGAAAUUAAAAUAUUACAGCAUAAAAUAUAAUUGUAUUCAUGGAGGGAAAAAUAUAAAAUCAAAAUCGAAGGGAAUAAGAAAAGCUUCCACUUUCCAAAAUGGCUGUCCUGCUUCUUUUACGAUUGGAGUGACUAAAAAUGGUGACCGUCUUAUUGUAAAAAGUGUAGAGCAUAAGCACAACCAUGCCACCAGUAAAAAUCUCUUCCGACAUUAUCCGCGAAAUAGGAGAGUGAAUCCUGCUCAACAACAAAAGAUAGCUGAGUUACUAGAUCUUGAAGCGAAUAGGAUUAAAGUCAAACAGCUAAUAGAAAAAGAAACAGAACAAAUUGUCCCUUUAAAGGAUCUAGUCAAUUGUAAAAUUAAAAAAGAUAAA